AUGACAACCACGCCUCCACCGCCAUCCACGCUUCGAGUCCCUCCUAGUCCGCGAUUUGGAGCUGGAUAUGAUCAAUAUUCGCCAUAUGCCACACGGCAUUCGGCCAGGUUAGCCGGCCAGCGUGCUUCUCGAGACUCUACUCCGCCGCCCCGGUUUCCGACUCUCCAGGUUGAUGGGACAAAGAGCGCAAAGGAAGAGCAGGACAAUCACGAUGUCUUGGAGGCUUUGUCACCUCCAGGGUCUAUUCACGGCUCUCCCCGCAAAAAGCCUUCGGCUGGAAGUCGAACCUUCGGUUUGACGCAUUCACUGGAGGACGAGGACGAUAACACUUCGACUCUCGCAGACCCCUUCGCUUCGCAACAUCUUCAUUCUCAGCUUCAAACCACAAGAACCAACGGAAUGCUGCCUACGCCUGCAAAAACGCCCAGAAAGAAGAUUGUUGCUGAUAUGGGUCCCACUGCAAGGACUCUCUUUCCGCACAGUUCGCGUCCCAAGAAGAGCAGGAAGCACACUGGUUUCUCCCUCGACAGCUUCAAUGACGACCCCGCCCAGAAUCAAACCCAGAUUCAAAUCUACACCGAUUCUCGUGAUCGAAUCCCAGAGGUUGCCCAGAACGAGGAGAGCCUGUUCUACAAGCCUAAGGAAACCAAGACGGCACAAACUCCUAGAAACCCCCCUCCUGCACCCUCGAAGAAAACCAAGGCAGUCGAGGCCAAGCAGGUGAAGGAACUCAACCGCGACAAGGAGAUUGACGACGCCGUCAAACGUGAGGAUGGCAUGUUCUACGUAUUUCGGGGAAAGAAAAUGUUCCGCAGAUUUGCUGAACCCGCCGAAACUGACGUGGAAGAUGAUGACGACGAUUUGGGGCUGCUUGCAUCUCGGCCAGACCUCAUCGACUCCUCGUUGACCAGCAGGGUCCGACCAUUGACUCGCUCUUCGAUCAAGCCCCGCGUUCUCUUCCCGACCGCGAAGGACAACACUCCCCAGCUGGAUCCUGCACAUGAUGUUGAUGAAGAGGCGGCUACCGAUAUCGAGGACAACGCUAAAGAUACCGAUGAUGAUGCCGCGACCGACGUCGAGACGCAGCAACGGUCAGCCACUUCCCCACCCAAGUCAAAUGAAGAAACCCCAUCUCCUGGUCGCUCUCUACGCCCUCGUGCCAAACGUGAAGAUGCCACCCAUGAGACAACACCUGCAGUCUCGGAACCCAAGAGAAAGCGCGUCAGUCCGUUUGACGGUUGGCUACGAAAGAAACCUACUCCUGCCGCCACAGCUCCCAAAAGCAAAAAACGAGACCAUGAAGCCGUUGGCAGCCCUGGUGGCCCCUCGACCAAGAAGACAAGAGCCAGCAGGGCAGCUGUUUCAUCCUCUUGA
Messenger RNA from Aspergillus chevalieri, 1374 nucleotides. RefSeq lists its product as uncharacterized. Lineage: Eukaryota; Fungi; Ascomycota; Eurotiomycetes; Eurotiales; Aspergillaceae. The record is from RefSeq and is a predicted model, not a curated record. The transcript has 2 exons. The coding region runs from base 1 to 1374 and encodes 457 amino acids.